UGUCUUGCCUUAAGACAAAUUUCGUUAGAGUUUGUGUUAUUUGGUGAAGGAGUGAUUCUGAGAGAAAAUGAAGCCUAUGGAAAAUGAUGACACUGUUGACGUUAAUGAUCAAAAUAACUGGUUGGGUUUCUCACUCUCUCCUCAAAUGAAUAUAGGUGUUUCUUCACACUCUCAUCAGUCCCAACCUUCCACUGCUGCUGCUGAAGUAGUUCCAGCAAGCUUUUACCACCACCCUCCUCCUCUUAAUAACUAUGGCUACUAUUAUGGACUUGAAGCUGAAAAUGUUGGAUUGUAUUCUACCCUGCCUAUCAUGCCUCUCAAAUCUGAUGGCUCUCUCUACGGAAUGGAAGCUCUGAGCAAGUCACAAGUACAAGUAAUGGCUACUACUUCAACACCAAAACUGGAGAAUUUCUUAGGUAGCGAGGCUAUGGGGACCCCUCACUAUGAGUGUAGUGCCACAGAAACAAUGCCUCUGAGCUUAGACAGUAUGUUUUACAACCAACCCUCACGCCGUGACCCAAACAACGCAAAUUACCAAAAUCAUGUCCAAGACAUCAACCGACAACAGCAGCAACAACAACAACAACAGCAAGAGCUUCAAGACCAACACUUCUCAUAUUUCUCUACCUUGAGAAACCAUGAUGUGAUGUUAGAAGGGUCCAAGCAAAGUCAAACUUCUGAUAGCAAUCUCCAGGUUCCGCACAUGGCUGAGAAUGGAUUUCCUGGUCUUAAGAACUGGGUUGUAAGGAAUUUCCCAGCUAGUCAUGCACAAGAGUCUAAGAUGACUGUUCCUGUGGAGGAAAAUGGAGGUGAAUCCGGGUCCAUUGGAUCAAUGCCAUAUGGGGAUUUGCAGUCUUUAAACUUGUCCAUGAGUCCUAGCUCACAGUCAAGCUGUGUUACAAGUUCACAGCGUGCAUCACCUGUUGUCAUAGAUUCUGUUGCCAUGGAUACAAAGAAAAGGGGUGCUGAAAAGGUUGAACAGAAACAAAUUGUUCAUAGGAAAUCCAUUGAUACUUUUGGACAAAGAACCUCCCAAUAUAGAGGUGUAACAAGGCAUAGGUGGACUGGUAGAUAUGAAGCUCAUCUAUGGGACAAUAGCUGCAAGAAAGAGGGCCAAAGCAGGAAAGGAAGACAAGUUUAUCUAGGGGGUUAUGAUAUGGAAGAAAAAGCUGCAAGAGCUUAUGAUCUGGCCGCACUCAAGUAUUGGGGACCCUCCACUCACAUAAACUUUCCUUUGGAAAAUUAUCAAAAUGAACUCGAGCAAAUGAAGAACAUGACCCGACAGGAAUAUGUUGCUCAUUUACGAAGAAAAAGCAGUGGAUUCUCAAGAGGGGCUUCCAUGUACAGAGGAGUAACAAGACACCACCAACAUGGAAGGUGGCAAGCUCGAAUUGGUAGGGUGGCUGGAAACAAAGAUCUAUAUCUUGGAACCUUCAGUACCCAAGAGGAAGCAGCUGAAGCCUACGAUAUUGCUGCCAUAAAAUUCAGAGGAGUUAAUGCUGUAACCAACUUCGAUAUAACAAAAUAUGAUGUGGAAAAAAUUAUGGCAAGCAGUAACCUACUUAGCAUUGAGCUAGCUAGGCGGAACAAAGAGAUAGAUGGUGGAACUCUGUAUAUUGAUCAUAAGCCUUCUGGAUAUGAUGACACCCAAGAAGCCAUUCUAAUGCAGAAGAACUGCGAAAGCCAAUCAGAUCAGUGGAAGAUGGUUCUCCAUGAUCAAUCCUCCCUUCAACUUAACCAGAAUCCACCAAGAAUUGAGACUGAAAAAUGUCAUCAGUCCUACUCAAUGGCUUUGGAUAACAUGUUUCAUCAAGAAGUAGAGGAAUCAAGUAAGAUGAGAACGCAUGUGUCAAAUCCUUCUUCAUUGGCCACAAGUUUGAGCAGCUCAAGAGAAUGUAGCCCAGAUAGGACAAACUUGCAAAUGCUCUCUGGAAUGCCUUCAACUGCGUCCAAACUAUUGACAAGAAGUCCAAAUAGUAAUGUGAAUUCUUGGGACCCAUCACCCCAUUUGAGGCCUGCCAUUUCCUUACCUCAGAUGCCAGUUUUUGCUGCUUGGACAGAUUUAUAGUCCUUUUUUCUUUUACAACUCUCAAGUAAAAUUUCAAACUUUGUUCUUUUUCUUUUUCUUU
Gastrolobium bilobum is the source of this 2129-nucleotide messenger RNA. RefSeq names its product AP2-like ethylene-responsive transcription factor ANT. The record is from RefSeq and is a predicted model, not a curated record. NCBI's taxonomy places the organism in Eukaryota, Viridiplantae, Streptophyta, Magnoliopsida, Fabales, Fabaceae. Gene Ontology annotation, molecular function: DNA binding; DNA-binding transcription factor activity. The coding region runs from base 68 to 2068 and encodes 666 amino acids. Gene Ontology annotation, biological process: regulation of DNA-templated transcription. The transcript has 9 exons.